CACACAAACACACACAACAUAUGGAGCUUCCAUUCCAACUUCUUCUUCAUGUCCUCUUUGUACUAAGCUUUAUCUUCUCCAUUUUCAUGGGAUCAUGUGGUUUUGUGUCCUUAGAAAAUAAUUUAAGUUCAUCCCUAUUUCCACGUAACUUCCUCUUUGGAACUGCAUCUUCUUCCUAUCAGUUUGAAGGAGCAUUCUUGAGUGAUGGUAAGGGACUAAAUAACUGGGAUGUAUUCACUCAUAAAACAGGAACAAUAUUGGAUGGAACUAAUGGGGAUGUUGCUGUUGAUCAUUACCAUCGUUAUCAGGAAGAUGUGGACCUAAUGGAACAUACUGGAGUCAACAGUUAUCGUUUUUCAUUAUCAUGGGCCAGAAUUCUACCAAAAGGUAGAUUUGGAAAGGUGAAUAGAGCUGGUAUCAAUUACUAUAACAGGCUAAUUGACGCACUUGUCGAUAAAGGAAUAGAACCUUUUGUCACAAUAACACAUUAUGACAUUCCUCAAGAACUUGAGGAGAGAUAUAAAAGUUGGCUAAGUCCUGAAAUUCAGGAAGAUUUUAGGUAUUAUGCAGAUAUAUGCUUCAAAUACUUUGGAGACAGAGUGAAAUAUUGGGUGACAUUUAAUGAACCCAAUGUUGCAGUUAUUUGUGGAUAUAGAACAGGUUUGUAUCCACCAUCUCGUUGCUCAGAUUCAUUUGGUAAUUGUAGCUAUGGGAAUUCUGAGAGAGAGCCUUUUAUUGCUGCCUCUAAUAUCAUCUUAUCACAUCUGGCUGCUGUUGAUGUGUACAGAGCCAAGUACCAGAAAAAUCAGGGAGGAAAAAUUGGAAUUGCUAUGAAUGCUAUAUGGUAUGAACCAUUUAGCAACUCUACGGAAGACAAGUUAGCUGCUGAGAGAGCUCAAUCAUUUUACAUGAAUUGGUUUUUGGACCCAAUAAUACUAGGAAAGUAUCCAGCAGAAAUGCAUGAAAUAUUAGGACCUGACCUCCUAGUAUUUUCCAAAUAUGAUAAAGAAAAAUUCAAGAAUGGAUUAGAUUUCAUUGGAAUAAAUCACUAUACAAGUUAUUAUGUAAAAGAUUGCAUCUUCUCUGCAUGUGAACAAGGAAAAGGGUCUUCAAAGACAGAGGGUUUUGCUCUCACAUCUGCACAAAUGAAUGACAAGAGUAUUGGAGAACCGACUGCGCUUGCAUGGUUUUAUGUUCACCCACAAGGAAUGGAAAAUAUAGUGACUUACAUAAAGGACAGGUACAACAACAUUCCAAUGUUCAUUACGGAAAAUGGAUUUGGGACGAGUGAGAGUUCUUACCCCACCACUGAAUAUGAAUUGAACGAUGUUAAAAGAGUGGAGUACUUGAGUAGUUACUUGGAUUCUCUAGCAACGGCAAUAAGAAAAGGAGCAGAUGUGAAAGGGUACUUUGUGUGGUCUAUUCUAGACAAUUUUGAGUGGAAUCAUGGAUACAGUAUAAGGUUUGGACUUCAUCAUGUGGACUUUGCCACUCUCAAUAGAACCCCAAGAGGGUCAGCAUUUUGGUACAAAAAUUUCAUUUCAGAGCACAAGAAUCUGGCAGGCAUUAGCUAUGCUCAAGUGUGAUGAACAAUGAAAGAUGGUUUUACUUUCAAAGAAGAAAAAAAUGUUUGGAUCCAAUACAAUAUAUGUGUUUGAUAAAAGAAAAGAUGAAAAUAAUCUUUCAGAUUUGUAUUUUAUAGAAUAUUGUGAUAAUUAAGUAAAUAUCUGUGUUUAUUUCAAAAAAGAACAGGUAAA
Medicago truncatula (barrel medic) is the source of this 1757-nucleotide messenger RNA. RefSeq names its product beta-glucosidase 47. Gene Ontology annotation, biological process: carbohydrate metabolic process. The record is from RefSeq and is a predicted model, not a curated record. The transcript has 12 exons. NCBI's taxonomy places the organism in Eukaryota, Viridiplantae, Streptophyta, Magnoliopsida, Fabales, Fabaceae. Gene Ontology annotation, molecular function: beta-glucosidase activity. Bases 21 to 1586 code for a protein of 521 amino acids.